AUGUCGGACUUCAAAGGAAAAGUGGUUGCCAUCACCGGAGCAGGGUCUGGCCAGGGUCGCAUCCUUGCGCAGUUGUUGGCCCAGCGAGGAGCACUCGUCUCGUUGGCCGACGUCAACGAGAAAGGCCUCGCUGAGACCAUUCAAUCGCUGGAAAACUCGUCGUCUCACCUUUCCACAGUUGUAGAUGUGCGCAAAAGCGCGUCUGUGGAUUCCUGGAUCUCCAGUACUAUCGAGAAGUUUGGAAAAUUGGACGGAGCCGCCAACUGGGCCGGCGUCAUCAGGAUCAACCCCGUCGUGGAGGAGACGGAUGAGAACUGGAACUUUGUCAUGGAUGUCAAUUCCACGGGCGUGUUCAACUGUAUCCGCGCCCAGCUUCGUGUCAUGAAAGACGGCGCUUCUAUCGUUUCGGCAGCAAGCACUGAGGGGCAGAUUGGCUGGCCGACAUUUGCAGCCUAUUGCGCCAGCAAGCAUGCCGUGAUUGGCUUGACCCGUAGCGCAGCUAAAGAACAUGUGGGAAUCCGCAUUAACUGCGUCGCUCCUGGUUGUACGGAUACUCCGAUGAUGGCGAAUGACACGGUCGAGAACUCGGACGAGAUCCGAGCCCAGGUUCAGAAACGCAAAGCGAAUCCGAUUGAGAUUAUGCGUGUGGCGGCCUUCUUGCUUUCUGACGAGGCGAGCUUCGUGACCGGGGCUGUCUAUAACGUGGACGGAGGAUGGGUUUGCUAG
Exophiala aquamarina CBS 119918 is the source of this 726-nucleotide messenger RNA. RefSeq lists its product as uncharacterized. The record is from RefSeq and is a predicted model, not a curated record. Bases 1 to 726 code for a protein of 241 amino acids. The transcript has 4 exons. Gene Ontology annotation, molecular function: oxidoreductase activity. Lineage: Eukaryota; Fungi; Ascomycota; Eurotiomycetes; Chaetothyriales; Herpotrichiellaceae.